Suncus etruscus (white-toothed pygmy shrew) is the source of this 1033-nucleotide messenger RNA. It is a transcript of the gene SETD9, whose product is annotated as SET domain containing 9. The transcript is spliced from 6 exons. Bases 25 to 924 code for a protein of 299 amino acids. The record is from RefSeq and is a predicted model, not a curated record. Lineage: Eukaryota; Metazoa; Chordata; Mammalia; Eulipotyphla; Soricidae. Gene Ontology annotation, molecular function: protein binding.
CCGACCGGCCCGCGCGGGCCAACCAUGCCGGGCCGCCUGCUGCGGGGCCUGCGGCAAAGCUGGCGCCGCUACAGGUACCGGUUUGUGCCUUGGAUCGCGCUGAACCUAAGCCACAACCCGAGGACCCUCCGAUAUGUUCCAGAGGAUUCCAAAGACAAAGUUAUCUCAGAUGAAGAUGUCCUAGGAACAUUACUGACAGUUUUCCAGGCUCUGUUCAUUAAUGAUUUCAAUAAGCAAUCAGAUAUUUUGACUAUGCUUCCAGAAUCUGUUAAAUCAAAAUAUCAAGACCUCUUGUCAGUUCAACAGCCAAGGGUGAAACUACUUGAAUACAGACAUCGACAGCAAAAUACCUUUAAACCAGAAGAAAUUCUUUAUAAGACAUUGGGUUUCAGUGUUGCAUUAGCAACUAGUUCAUUGGUUUCUGCUGGAAAAGGCGUCUUCGUUACUAAAGGAUUGGUACCAAAAGGAGCUGUUGUAUCUAUGUAUCCUGGUACAGUGUAUCAGAAGUAUGAACCAAUAUUUUUCCAGUCCAUUGGAAAUCCAUUUAUUUUUAGAUGUCUAGAUGGGAUUCUCAUCGAUGGAAAUGACAAAGGAAUGUCAAAAAUUGUGUACAGAUCUUGCAAUGGAAGAGAUCAAUUUGGCCCUUUUAAAAUGAGUGACAGUACAUGGCUAACAUCAGAAAUUCAUAAUCCCCUGGCGUUAGGACAAUAUGUCAACAAUUGUUCAAAUGACAAAGCAGCUAAUGUGUGUUAUCAGGAAUUUGAUGUGCCUGCAGUCUUCCCUGUAGAACUGAAGCAGUAUCUUCCAAACAUUGCCUUCAGCUAUGACACACAAAGCCUACUUCGAUGUGUUGUUCUUGUCUCACUCAGAGAUAUCAAACAAGGAGAAGAACUUCUUUCAAACUACUAUACAAUUGUCACCUAAUUCUGAAUUGGAAAUCAGCACUUAGAUCUGAAACUAAUAAUUUCUUCAAGUUCCACCUGUAGAACAAAAUUUUUGAAACCUAAUUAAAGUGGAAAUUGUUUUGUUUGUA